Hyla sarda is the source of this 1953-nucleotide messenger RNA. It is a transcript of the gene KCNE4, whose product is annotated as potassium voltage-gated channel subfamily E regulatory subunit 4. The transcript has 2 exons. The coding region runs from base 144 to 635 and encodes 163 amino acids. Gene Ontology annotation, biological process: regulation of heart rate by cardiac conduction; potassium ion export across plasma membrane; regulation of ventricular cardiac muscle cell membrane repolarization. NCBI's taxonomy places the organism in Eukaryota, Metazoa, Chordata, Amphibia, Anura, Hylidae. Gene Ontology annotation, molecular function: potassium channel regulator activity; transmembrane transporter binding; voltage-gated potassium channel activity involved in ventricular cardiac muscle cell action potential repolarization. The record is from RefSeq and is a predicted model, not a curated record. Gene Ontology annotation, cellular component: membrane.
CUAUAUAUGACCCUGCAGCUCAGACAGAUCCCAGAACAUCAGCUGGAAACCAAGUACAGCUUCCCAGAGAUAUAAAGAACAAGAAUUGCAGAACUCAUUGAACUCCAAGUCCUUCUCCCACAUCGAGCUGAAAUUCUGCUUCAAUGUUGAGGAUGGAAAAUAUGGCUAAUGGGACCCUGACGAGCCAAGACUUCGGCUCGCAUCAGGAACCACCAAGCCAGGUGAACAACGGGAAGGAUAACAACGAGUAUUUUUACAUUCUGAUCGUCAUGUCCUUCUAUGGAAUAUUUCUGAUGGGCAUCAUGCUGGUCUACAUGCGAUCAAAAAAGAGGGAGAAAGAGUCCAAACUAUUUCUACUCUAUCAGGAUGAGGAGAAACUUUGGACGGAGACCAGGAAAAGCACAUCUUCUCUGUCUGUGUCCAAGCCUCCCCAGCAGAGCACUAUGUUCACAAUCCUACCGGACACUUUUGGUUCAAGCCGAUUCUGCACUGACUACAACAUAGUAGACAGUAGCCUAAGCUCAGAAUCUUCCUCCUCUGAGGUGCACUUAACCAUCCAAGAAGAACCUACAGAAGGACUUGUCCAAGAGAGGGCAGAUGAGAAAAAACCUGAAGAAGCAACACAGAUUUCCUAGCGAUGAACUAAAGAGACAGCAUAAGCUUUGGAAUCUAUAGGAUCUCUGCUUAUGAGACUGUAGUCUUGUGUUUUGGGUCGUGUUGCCAAAAAGCUCCUUUUAGGGAAAGGAAGUGCAAAUGUUAUAGGUGGGGCAUGGAAAGAUGGACUGUUGUAUAUAGAGGGAUAGCAUUAUCUUCCUUUCAGAUACAGUGAACUAAAAGGUUUCAUAGGCUUUAGCAUAGACGUUGGCCCUCGAAGCAAAGAAAGAGCUGGUCCUGUACUUUAGACAGUCUAUAGCAUGGCUUGGUACAAGCUUAGAGAAAUAACAAAGCAAGACCAGAGUUACUACAUCGAAGAUACAGAUGGCAUUAUUUUUACUGCUAGUAGAGUUGAGCAAAUAUUGUAAAGGUUGUUCCGCUUUCCAAGUGUUCUGAUUCCCUAGAGAAGUCUAGAAUGUUCUAGACUCCUCAAGGAAAUAGCAUCAACGUUUACAAAAUUAAUCAAUGGCAGAUUCAUGACAUUUAAUGAAUCUUACUGUACAUUUGCCCAACUCUGCUAGUAGUCUAUAUGUUGUUGGAAUAUGGCUAUUGGAGACUAGAGAUCGCUAUGGGUUGUACAGUAGAUAGGGUUAUAUGGUAUUGUUAGGAUAUCUGGUUUAUUAAAGACUGUGAAUUAAGAAAAAAGGUUGUAUAUUAACUGAUGUUAUAUAAACUAAGUUUACUUUGUUGUUUCAUAUUUCAUGACACAAAAUAAAUCCCGAUGUAUAGCACUUUUUUGCAAAUGUUGCUAUAUUUGCUAGUAAGACAUUUAAUUGGGAGUUGUCUAAAGUAUUCCAAAUGUUUCAUAGGAAGAGCUUAUACUUGACAUGUAAAUUUUCAUUCACUUACUAAAUACUUUUUUUCUAGUGAUUUUUACAAUACUGACCUGACCAAAAUCUAAAUAGUGAAAUAUAUGGAGGAAAAAGAGAUAAGUUCCCCAGAAAACAAAAACAUUUCCAUUUUGUUACUUUAUGGCAGUGAUUGUGAAACUUGGUCCUCAAGAUUUAUCAUGUUCUUAGAGUUCUUAUCAUAGAUGUAUUGUUGAGAAUAUAGCACUCUUCUCUAUUACAGAAUACUAGAUAAUACUGUUGUGCACCUCCUGGCUGGUGUGAAGAGGUAUACUAGUAAACUAUCCGGAGGACUCCAUGUAACCACCAUUGCUCUACGGCUCUCAAAAUGUAUCAUUACCAUUUGGAUUGCCAGCCUUUUACAAAGAUAAAGAAAGUUUUAGGAAAAUAUGCACUAAGCCAUUAUUGGGCACCUCAACCUACCUAUUAAUGGUGUUGAGAUAAAAAGAAA